This is a messenger RNA of Leucoraja erinaceus (little skate), 1760 nucleotides long. RefSeq names its product CBY1 interacting BAR domain containing 1 (gene cibar1). The transcript is spliced from 10 exons. Gene Ontology annotation, cellular component: ciliary transition zone; ciliary basal body. Gene Ontology annotation, biological process: cilium assembly. Bases 521 to 1546 code for a protein of 341 amino acids. The record is from RefSeq and is a predicted model, not a curated record. Lineage: Eukaryota; Metazoa; Chordata; Chondrichthyes; Rajiformes; Rajidae.
UUGUACCCAGACCUGCGUCCAGUGCUGCUGCUGCUGCUGCUGGUUCUUGCUGGUUUCCCACCGCCUGUGGGCCUGUUGUCAGGGGCCGCGCCGUCGGGGGCGCGCCGGCUGCCAUGGCAACGGCGGGGUCUGGGGCCUAGGCCGCUUCUCCUCUCUCUCUCUCUGGGCUCCUCCAGGCUGGAUGGAGGGCGGGCAGAGGGGGUCCGAACUGUUCCAGGCUCGGGACCAGGACACGCGAGCCAGAACCGCCAGACCAAAGAGACGUCUAUCACCGAGUUGCUGGUCUUCAAGCAGCCACCUUUGCCCAGAGUGUGGAUUUGUGAAGGGGUCUGGAGAAGGAUAGAAGGGUCCUUGUCACAGUUCAUCCAGAACUGCUCCGGAAAAGAAGACUCUCUGAUCUACGGGCUGUUCCCCAGGAUACACUUGGAGCCGUACAUCAAAUGCUGCCAGAUGACUGUCAAACUCGGUGAAAGAAGCUCUUUGGUCUGCCUGAAACCUGUUGGUCGCCUAUCACAGUGAGAUGAACAGUCAAACCAAGUAUAUUCAGAGCACUGUUUCAAAUGUGGAAAAACACUUUGGUGACUUGUGCAGCUUGUUUGCAGCUUGUACACGAAAAACUGCAAGACUACGUGAUAAAUCUGACCUCCUCCUAGUUAAAGCAGUCCGAGAGUAUGCUGACACAGAAACUCCUCAUCUCAAAUAUGGUCUCAGUAGCUUUGCCGAUCACUUUGCUUUAAUUCAGGAUUAUCGACAUGCAGAGGUUGAAAGACUAGAAGCUAAAGUUGUAAAACCUUUGAAGAAAUAUGGAUCCAUUACCAAGUUGAAAAAGGAAGACCUCAGGGUUGCUACAGAUGCCAUAAAACGUGAGACAAAGCAACUGGUCCAGGUUGAGAAGCUGCGUCUGAGGAAUCCUUCUGAUCGACAGAUUGUUGUAUCCUUAAUAUAUCGUGGUCUUAUUUAUUUAUUUACAGAUCACAGCAAUGAAGGAGGAAAGUCUAUCCUAGCGUGGAUCUCACAGGGAGCCAAUGAAGGGAGGGAGAAUACUGGGGCAGAGAAUGAAUUGCACAGAGUCUCAAUGGAUGCAACUCGGGUUUCCCGGCAGCUGGAAGAAACUAUUGAUGAUUUUCAACAAGACAAAAUUAAGGAUCUUAAGAAGAUUUUUGGUGAUUUUAUUACAAUUGAAAUGUCAUUCCUUGCAAAAGCUCUGGAGGUUUACAGCAAUGUCUAUCAGCAUGUGCAGAAUAUUGAUGAAGAGGCAGAUAUGGAGAUUUUCAGGAAUACACUUCAUUUGCAAGACAAUCAAGCUCGCCUUAGCAUCGUGUCGGCCAAUUCUGCAAGCGUUAUAAACGGAACAAAUUCAACUCUAAUGUCAGGAACUUCAAAGCCACAAGUAUGUAAGAAAACCCAGGAGGAUGACGACGAGGAUGAUGAAGAUAAUGAUGAAGAUGAUGAAGACGAUGAUGAUGAUGGUGAUGAUGAUGAUGAUAAUGGUGAUGAUGAUGAGGAGGACGACGAAGAAGAGGAAGAGGAAGUAAAAACAAAAUGAGGAAGGAGCCAAUACUGCAUUUUUUUUUUUGUUUUAAACAAAGAGUUAUUUCUGUCUCUGGUGCACUUGUUAUAUUAUAAUUGAUGGAAGAUUGUCCAGCAAUUUCAGAAUUGCUCUCAAAUAUUACACUGCCAAAUAUUGUAUUCAUUUUUCGAUGCCAAAACAUUACUUGUAAACAGUUUAGUUACAAAUCAUUAAAGAGUUAUAGGAACAA